UCAUAUUUCUCAUGCUCACAUUUUUUUUUCUUCUUCUUUUACCUAAGGUUUGGCCCUAAGGAAAGAAAGCUCUAGAGAGAGGAGAGAUUUGUUGAGGAGAGGAAAAAUGGAUAGGUACCAGAAGGUGGAGAAGGCAAGGAGGGCAGAGGAAUCCAUAAAGGAAAAUGAGAUCAGAGUCACUGCUCAAGGUCUCAUUCGUAAUUACAUUAGCUAUGCCACCACUCUUCUUCAGGACCAAAGAACAAAGGAAAUUGUUUUGAAGGCAAUGGGACAGGCUAUCAGUAAAACAGUUGCCGUUGCAGAGAUUAUAAAGAAGAGAAUUCCCGGGUUGUAUCAAGAUACAUCUAUAAGCUCAACUACCAUAACUGAUGCAUAUGAGCCCAUUGAAGAGGGUUUACAACCCUUGGAGAUAACUCGCCAGGUCUCCCUGAUAACAAUUACUUUGUCGACUGUUGAGUUGGAUAAAAGCUCUCCCGGCUACCAAGCCCCAUCUGAUUAUGACCAGUCAAAAGCAGAGAAUCAACAUCUACAGCAAGCAAAACAAGUGUAUGUUCCUUCAGAUGGUAAUCAAGAUUCAUAUGGUGGCCGUGGUCGUGGUCGAGGUCGAGGUAGGGGCAGAGGUAGAGGGCGAGGAAGGGGACGUGGCUGGGGUGGUUAUGGAAACUACUACCAAGAUGAUGGCGGAUAUUAUAAUCCAGGUCGAGGUGGUGGAUUUGCAGAUAAUGGUGGAAAUUAUAAUCCAGGUCGAGGUGGUGGAUUUGCAGAUAAUGGUGGAAAUUAUAAUCCAGGUCGGGGUGGUGGAUUUGCAGAUAAUGGUGGAUAUUAUAACCCAGGCCGAGGUGGCGGUCGAGGUAGAGGUUGGGGAUACCGUGGCACGGGAUACGGAAGGGGCAGAGGUGGAGGCUGGGGUGGUGGCAGAGGUUAUAGUCGUGGACAAGGCCGAAUGGGUGGUCGGGGAAGGGGCGGUGGAAAUCAAGACUUAUCUGUUUGAGCUUAAACCUAUAGCUUGAUAUUGCAGAACCUCUGGUAUAAAUGAAACUUUUUGGGUGAAUUUUCAUGCAGUUUUGUUGAUGUUACUUGGCAAAGGUUUUGCUGUUUGGUGGUUUCUUUUGCUGUAGUUGGAGAGCCGCCAUUUGUUGGCUCUUAUUUUCCCCUUGAUUCAUUUCUUCGUGAUGCCCUGUAAUAAGUUUUCAUUUUUCCAGUGUAUAUAAACUGUUUACUUCACUUUC
Messenger RNA from Nicotiana tabacum (common tobacco), 1229 nucleotides. RefSeq lists its product as uncharacterized. The record is from RefSeq and is a predicted model, not a curated record. Gene Ontology annotation, molecular function: RNA binding. NCBI's taxonomy places the organism in Eukaryota, Viridiplantae, Streptophyta, Magnoliopsida, Solanales, Solanaceae.